AUGGCUUUGGCUAUUGUGAAGGCACCAGGGCCUGACACAAGAGUGUUGGAGCCUUUGCGCUCUUUGGCCGAACUCACUCCUCAUAUGCCUGCACCUAUUCACCAUCGGCAUACAGAGGCAACCUCUGCUGUGCUUUGCAUGUUCUUUUUCGCCGCCGGUUUGGAGAAGCGCAAGCGAAGGAAGAGACACACGGGUUUGCCUAAGCAACUUGCCGAGUUGGGAAGCUUUUACUUUGGCCGGGGCGACGCUCACAGCAGUCCUGGAAGCCUGAAGUUAACCCAAGUGGCUCAGGAUGUCAUUGGUGCUGCCAGUCCUCUGAACGUCUUCAAGAACGACAGUGGCAGCACCGGCGUCGCAGUGUUGCCAAAUCCAACAGUCAAUGAGACGAAGGUGCAACGGGAUGUGAUCGGCGCUUGGCUCAUUGGCGCCAUCGCGUUACCCGCUUGGCAUGUUUUGCCAGUCUUCCUCGAUCUCAAGAUUGCAGCAGACCCCGCAUUGCCUGGAUUAACCCAAGACACUCUUCCAAUCGCAACAACGGCCAUCUUUGUGGGCUGGCUCGCAAGUGCCACGAUCUUAGACAAAGCGCUUGAAGUGUUUGACCAGAAGCAGCUCCUUGUGCUGCACAUCAUUGGUCUCUUGGUGGUUGUCCUGGCAACUGUGACUGUGCCGUAUUUGACGGCGGGGAAUCUGAUUGUCUUCACGGCUAUCAGGUUUAUCUAUGGUCUUUUGAUGAACAUCACAGCUCUUCAGUGCAUCUACAUACAAGAGCGGCUUCCCAAAGAUCAAGGCAACCAAGUGCUUGUCCUGAACAGCAUCGCAUACUGUCUUGUCACCAUGCUGAUGGCUUGGUCAUGCAGCGGACUCACUUUGGCGAUGGACUGGAGAUUCGAAGCUCUGUUUUGGUGCAGCGCACCCCUAAUCUUCGCUCUUGCUGUUGGUUUUUCUGAUAGCUGGAUGAUCGUGCAGUCGCUCCCGGUGGCCGUCCGCAAACAGCUCCGCAACAUUCAGAAACCUUCAGUGGCAGAAGUUGAAAGCGGCGAACGUAAAAACCUGACCUUUGCAGAGAACAGAAACAUGGCAGCGCUGGCUGUUGCGUUUCUCGCUCGUGGCUGCGGCUUCUACGGUCUAACCUACUCAGCUGGACAACUCUCUCCUGACAUUUACAUGAGCUGCAUGCUUUUGCAUGGUGGUGACAUUCUUGGCUACUUGCUGGCGCUCACAGCAGACAAAUACGGAAGGAACAAUGUCCAGGCGCUUUGCUUCUUCGCAGCUUGCAUAUGCUUAAUGCUUUGCAGCACAGGGGAGCCCGGUACUCCCUUCGUGCUAUCAUUUGCGGUGGUCGGGCGCUUGUGCUUGGACGUGUGCUUCACGACUAUCUAUGUGGCUUUGGCCCAGAUCUUUGCUGGUCGUGCUUCGAAGGUUGCCUUCACCACAUGUGAGACUACAGCACGUGUGGGUGGAAUCAUUGCUCCCUUAAGUGGAACAUGGCCCACAUCCGUAUCUUGUCCGCUCUUUGCCAGUGUUUGCCUAGCGGCAGCUUGCUGUACAAUGACAUUGCCUGAGGGUGCCGCGGAUGUCAACGAUGGGAAUGAUGAAAAAGCACAGCUUUCAAAGGGAAACAAGGAGAGCAGUGAAAUGGCCUUGGUGAAUGAAGAGACACAAUUGUUUACAAACGUUGUGGCUUGACAGACCACACCAGAGACACGUGGUUAGUCCUUGUGUCUAAGUCUGCAUUCGAUUAAUGCCCCUUCGGGCUAGGCUUCAUUAGCCUAGCAGAGCAUGAGGGGCAUGACCUAUCUGUUUUAGGACGCAUCCAACGAGUCUUGAUCUUGGAUGUGUCGCUGCCACUUUUCCUUGCUUUGCCAUUCCUCAUUCGCGCACUGGCCAUGAUUGCCAAGCAAUGCUGGUGCCGGGAAACGAGGUUGGCUGUCAUUGUGCAGCUCGGACAAAGACCGCGUGAUUUGAUUCGAUGUUGCUAACGUGAUUGUGGGAUAUUGCGGUGGCAAAUUGUUGACCGCAUUGACCUGCGACAACAAUCAAACCUUUUGAUG
Cladocopium goreaui is the source of this 2051-nucleotide messenger RNA. NCBI's taxonomy places the organism in Eukaryota, Dinophyceae, Suessiales, Symbiodiniaceae. The record is from the annotation of a GenBank genome assembly.